This is a messenger RNA of Symbiodinium sp. CCMP2456, 1170 nucleotides long. NCBI's taxonomy places the organism in Eukaryota, Dinophyceae, Suessiales, Symbiodiniaceae. The record is from the annotation of a GenBank genome assembly.
AUGCUGCGACUCUGUGCCCUGCUGCUGGCGCCCCUUGGCGCUGCCGGAGCUGCCGGCGACUGGCAAUGGACCGCGCUGCGCGGAGGCUCCGACAAUGACCGCUUCUAUGCCAUGAAGGUCCACCCGCACGGCAAUGUCAUCGCCGGAGGCUACACAGAAUCCUCGCUGGAUGGCUACACCAGCGCCGGUUUAGGCGAUGCUUUCCUCAUGAGCUUUGACAGCACCGGCGCCUGGCAAUGGACCGUGCAGCGUGGAGGCUCCGGCUGGGACCGCUUAGAGGCCCUCCAGGUCCACCCGGACGGCAACGUCAUCGCCGCGGGCUGGACAGAAUCCUCGCUGGAUGGCUACACCCAUUCCGGUUCAGGUGAUGCCUUCCUCAUGAGCUUUGACAGCACCGGCGCCUGGCAAUGGACGGUGCAGCGAGGAGGCUCCGGCAGUGACCGCUUCCAUGCCCUCCAGGUGCACCCGGACGGCAACGUCAUCGCCGCGGGCUCCACAGAGUCCUCACUGGAUGGCUACUCGAACGCCGGUUCCAGCGAUGGUUUCCUGAUGAGCUUCAACAGCACCGGCGCCUGGCAAUGGACCGCGCAGCGUGGCUCCGGCUAUGAAGGCUUCUAUGCCCUUCAGGCAGGGAGCGGGGGCAGCGAGGGAGGGGGCAAGUUCGAGGUGCUCGGCGUGGCAGUUGGUUGGAAGGCUGGCAGGCUGGAAUGGCGCAAGGUCCACCCGGACGGCAACGUCAUCGCCGCGGGCUACACAGAAUCCUCGCUGGAUGGCUACACCCAUGCCGGUUCAGGUGAUGCCUUCCUCAUGAGCUUUGACAGCACCGGCGCCUGGCAAUGGACGGUGCAGCGAGGAGGCUCCAUUCGCUCCGGCAAGGAAAUCUUCUUUGCCCUCCAGGUCCAGCCGAACGGCAACAUCAUCGCCGCGGGGGUCACUGAUUCCUCACUGGAUGGCUACACCCAUGCCGGUUCAGGCGAUGCCUUCCUCAUGAGCUUUGACAGCACCGGCGCCUGGCAAUGGACGGUGCAGCGAGGAGGCUCCGGCGAUGACAAUUUCCAUGCACUGCAGGUGCAGCCGAACGGCAAUGUCAUCGCUGCCGGCUUCACAUAUUCCUCGCUGGAUGGCUACACCAAUGCCGGUUCAGGUGAUGCUUUGCUCAUGAGCUUCGAG